Messenger RNA from Fusarium falciforme, 516 nucleotides. RefSeq lists its product as hypothetical. The record is from RefSeq and is a predicted model, not a curated record. Lineage: Eukaryota; Fungi; Ascomycota; Sordariomycetes; Hypocreales; Nectriaceae. The transcript is spliced from 2 exons. The coding region runs from base 1 to 516 and encodes 171 amino acids.
AUGCUACAGCACCUUCGGGAGAUGGACGCAAUUAUCUUGGACCCAAGCCUCAGCAGCUCCACCUCUGUUCCCGGAUCGACUGGCGCCCGCACUGAUCCUCAUUGGGGAACAGAUGGCGACGUUGGAGAUUCCGGCCGGACCAGCUGUCCAGGCAGUCCGUUUCUUACCAAGGACGCCAACAUUUGCUCUGCUGGACCCUAUCGGAGGGCGCCGAUGGAGGGAAGCCUACACACUAGCUCCGAGCUCUCUGAUUGGCCCUUGGACCUGAUGGAUGAUGAAAGGUCUGGGCUGGGAGAGCCAGAGAUGGCCUUUCCUCUACCGUCCAGGGCGGCCACAAUAGAGCAAAACUCUACUGCGAAUUACUGUAGGUCGUCAGCUCGCAUGACCCCGCUUCGCAAUGCAACGUCGAACCAGGAUAGGUUUGACGGGGAAAUGAUCCGCGAUGCAUCGGAAAACAAGAGUCAACGGUCUCAAGCGCAAACCUUGAAGAUUCUGAUCUGGGGUGUCGACAAUUGA